Messenger RNA from Manacus vitellinus (golden-collared manakin), 1589 nucleotides. RefSeq names its product hyaluronidase 2 (gene HYAL2). Lineage: Eukaryota; Metazoa; Chordata; Aves; Passeriformes; Pipridae. The transcript is spliced from 3 exons. Gene Ontology annotation, molecular function: hyalurononglucosaminidase activity; hyaluronoglucuronidase activity. The record is from RefSeq and is a predicted model, not a curated record. Gene Ontology annotation, biological process: carbohydrate metabolic process; hyaluronan catabolic process. The annotation marks the transcript as partial.
UGGAACGUGCCCACCCAGGAAUGCAAGCCCCGCUACCAGGUGGAGUUUGACUUCAGCAUCUUCGAUCUGGACGCCUCCCCCAACGAGGGCUUUGUGCGGCAGGACCUCACCAUCUUCUACAAGGAGCGCCUGGGGCUCUACCCCUACUACACCCGCGAGGGUGUGCCCGUCAAUGGCGGUGUCCCUCAAAACAGCAACCUGCCAGAGCACCUGGCCCGCCUUGAGGGCGGCAUCACCAAGUACAUCCAGUCGCCCACCAAGGAAGGGCUGGCCGUCAUUGACUGGGAGGAGUGGCGGCCUGUCUGGGCUCGCAACUGGAAGCCCAAGGACAUCUACCGGGAGGUGUCACAGAGUCUAGUGUUAGAGCGUAACAAGGACUGGCCCCCCGAGAAGGUGAACAAGCAGGCAGUGUUUGAGUUUGAGUCGGCUGCCCAGGAGUUCAUGGUGAAGACCCUGCGUAAGGCCAAGAGCAUCCGACCCAAGCAGCUCUGGGGGUUCUACCUCUUCCCUGACUGCUACAACCAUGACUACAGCAAGAACAAGGAAAGCUACACUGGGCAGUGCCCAGACGUGGAGAAGACCCGCAAUGACCAGCUGGUGUGGCUCUGGAAGGAGAGCACAGCGCUCUACCCCUCCAUCUACCUCGACCCACUCCUGGACUCCACUCCCAACAUCCGCAAGUUCGUGCGGGCACGGGUGAUGGAGGCCAUACGCAUCUCCCAGCAGCACCACGACAACUACUCCCUACCUGUCUUUGUCUACACCCGGCCCACCUUCAUCCGCAAGCUGAAUGUGCUCAGCCAGCUGGACCUGAUCUCCACCGUCGGAGAGAGUGCAGCACUGGGUGCAGCCGGGGCCAUUUUCUGGGGUGAUGCAGAUGAUGCCAAAAACCGGGAGUUGUGUCAGACUUUGAAGAACUACCUGGAGGGGGACCUGGGGCGCUACAUCGUGAAUGUCUCGACAGCGGCAGAGCUCUGCAGCACAACACUGUGCCAGGGCCAGGGACGCUGCCUGCGCCAGGACAGCACUGCUGAUGUCUUCCUCCACCUCAACUCUACCAACUUCCAGCUGCGGCGCCGGGAUGCAGACCACCCCAAGCACCCCCUCUUCUGGGUCGAGGGCCAGCUAUCCUCUGCUGACAUCCUCUUCCUACGGACCCACUUUCACUGCCACUGCUACCAGGGCUGGCAGGGCAGUAGCUGCCAGACGCCCACUGGCCCUGGCAAUAAUGCCCCUGGGCCCCUGGCACCACUAGGACUUGUGGUGCUGUUGCUGCUUGCAAGCUGGUGCUAACCCCCCCUGGACUGAGCUGCCCCUUUUUGUGGUGUAGGGGCCUAUUUAAGAUAUCACUACCCUGCCUGGGAGGCAGCUUGUUAUGAGGGCUGCCCCUCACUGUGAGGGGCAGAGCUGUGUUGCCCCAUCUCUGCCCUCCCUGUUGCAAUGGGGAUGGAGGGAGGAGGGGGGCCCCUCUCCUGUUGUAAAGAGAGGGAUGGGGGCAAGAGGGACAUGGGGGUGGGGAGUGGGUUCUGUGUGGUGCUGAGCCCCUGUGUGCUGCCCCACACUCAAGUGCUUUACCUCGAAUAAAGCUG